Paramecium sonneborni is the source of this 4160-nucleotide messenger RNA. Lineage: Eukaryota; Ciliophora; Oligohymenophorea; Peniculida; Parameciidae. The record is from the annotation of a GenBank genome assembly.
UAAUUAAAUAUGCAGCAAGAUGACAAAAAGAAAGGUGACUCCACUAAACUUGAUACCAUUGUAACUAUUACAAUUUAACUUAGAAAAUUAUGAAUGGUUUCUCUGAUAAGGAAUGGAACAACUUAGACAAAAUUGAAAGAAUUGAACUUACACUUGAAGACUUUGGCAGAAUGAAUGUCAUUUAUGUUUUCAAAAACUUAAAAUCAUUAACAUUAAUUAAUGUUGGUAUUACUCUUAUUGAAGUAUUUAUUCAUUCUUUAAAUUAGGGAUUAGAUGAUUUAAAUAGAUUAGAAGAAUUAAAUCUUAAUGAAAAUUAAAUUGUAAAGCUAACUGGUUUAAAAGGAACAACUAAUUUAAAAGCCCUCUAUAUUUCUCAUAAUGCUAUUCAAAAAUUAGAAGGAUUAGAAUAAUUGACUAAAUUAGAAACAUUAUGGCUUUGUGAUAAUAAAAUCGAUACAAUUUAAAAUCUAGAUUAAUUACAAAAUCUAAAAUAACUCUGGUUGGCUGCAAAUUCUAUCAGCAACUUAAGAACCUCUUUAGAUAAAUUAAAAAGUUUGUAUGAUUUAAACAUUAGUGGUAAUAAAAUAUGCAGUUUCAAAGAAGCUUUGAAUUUGAAUCGUUUACCAAACCUUAAAGUUUUGGCUUUUUAUGAUCCUCAUUUUGGAGAUAAUCCUAUUUGUAAUCUUUGUAAUUAUUAAACCUAUGUCCUUUAUCAUUUAAGAAAUAUUUUUAAAUUAGAUACUCUUAUGAUAUCAGAUGAUUAAAAAUCAUUUGCAGAAGGAACUUUCAUGAAAAAAAAAAUGUAUUAUAAUAUGAGAAUAAAAACUAUGCAGAGAACUUUUUCAACUUUAUGUAAAUUAUUGAAAAAAGGUAAAAAAAUAAAAACUGAUUCCUUAUGUGAAGAUAUAUCUAAUUUAAAUAUUAAAUUAGCUUGGGAAUAAGAUAAGGAGAAAUAAUAGAUUUUAGAAAAUAAGUAAGAAGAAUAUGAAAAUCAAAAUGAGAUUUAUAAUAGCAUAAAAAAGAAAGUAUAUGAGUAUUGCAAUUAAAGCAUACAUAAAUUAAUAACAGAAUUAGAAACAGGAGGUAAUAUCCGAUUGGAAGAAGGAAAAACAAAUGAAAAGUGGUAUGUUUCUUGUGUUGAUCUUAUAAACUCAAGAUUCCAUGCAGAAAACAUGGGAAAAUACGGCAUUAAAGAUAUACAAAUAAAAAGAGUUGUAAGAAUUCAUAAUAAAUUCAUUCGAAAUAAAUUUGAAGAAAAAAUGGAAUCAUUAGUUGAUGUUUCAAAUCAAAGUCACAAAAAGUCUUUAGAGUAUCUUUUCUAUGGGGUUGAUCCUAACUUUCCAUCGGAGAUAUAUAAUGUAAUAGAGGAAGGAUUUAGAAGUUGUCAAGUAAAUAAAUAAAUAAUUUAAAGGAGUCUCAAUCUAUAGGAUUAAGUUCUUAUACUCCUUUGGUUAAUAGUAUAUUGAGUGCUGAUGCUUCAAGAAUUCAGUAUCUUUUGAAUGGGCAAGAACAUCAAUAAAAAUUAAGUAAAAGAUUUAUAAAAAGAAGGUAUAUUUUAAAUUAAUAUUAGAUUAUAUUAUUAAAAAUAUAAUAUAAUACCACCUGGAGUGAUUCUUAUUUGUAAAGUUUUAAUGAUUAAAUCAGUAGCAGAUUCAAAAUAUCCUUACUUUAAUCCAGAAAAACCAUGGAGUGAGAUGUUUUAAAAAUUUCCUGUAGAUGGUAAAUAAUAUUAAGAUGAAUACACUGUUUAUAGAGUAAUGGAAAAUGAUCCUAAACAUAAAUUGUGGUUUGUUUUAGAUAACAAUCUUGUACUGCCUGAAUAUUUUGCUGAAUUUGAAUAUGUAAUGUAAUCGCCUCUUUAAAAUAAAAUUGCUGAUUUUGGAUCUGCUUUGGGAGUUCUUGAAACAGAGGAGGAUAAUUUCAUAACUCCUGCAAAUAUUAAUAAAUACAAAGAUACUUUAAAUGAUUUGUAUAAUCAAUUAGCUGAUGAUUUAAAUAGUUAUUAAUUUGAGAAUCUUGAAGAAUAUCCAACUUAUGAAUUAAAGGCAUAAGAUUUAGAUAGAUCAGAAAGUGCAUCUCUUAAACCUGCUUUAGUUAAUUAUUUUAAAUACUGUUUAAGUAGAUCAACACUUUAUGAAUUAAAUCCAAAUUUAGUUGGAACUCCAAAUUUAAAUGAAAUCUUAAAAAACUAAACUUAAUUUUUAAAUUUAAGUAAUUGCUCUGUUUAAGAUGUAACAUUUGUCAAAGGAUAAUUUCACACUCUCAUACUUAGUUAUAAUAAAAUUAGCAAUAUAACAGGUUUGAAUGAAUUACCAAAUUUAGUUAGACUUGAUUUAUCACAUAAUGAAAUAUGUAAUCUAAAUGGUUUACAAAACUUAAAUCAUUUAGAAGUGUUAGAUUUGACUCACAAUAAUAUUACAGAUGUUGAUUAAAUAGUAAUUCUAAAAUAGAACUAAGCAUUGAAAUAUUUAUGCGUUGUUUUUAAUCCAAUAAAUGAAUACAAAGAAACCAGAAAAGAAAUAGUUAUGAUCUUAAAUAGUUUGUCAUUCUUAGAUCAUCUUCCUAUUACUGAAGAAGAUAGAGAACCUGCAACUAAUUAAAAAAUAUUAAUCACUAAUGGAAUGUUGUAAACCUUCAGCAAAGUUUAGAAUGAUUGGAAAUAGCACAUUCAAUCAGUUAUGAUUACUCACUAAAAAUUAAGUAGUAUGAAAGGCUUAGAAGGUCUUGUAUAAUUGAGACACUUGAAUUUAGGUCAUAAUAAAAUCACCUAAAUUACAUCAAUCUAGGAUUCAGUUCUACUUGAAGAACUUAAUUUAGAAAAAAAUGCUAUUAUUUAAAUUCAAGAAUUAGACAAUAUGUAAUAUUUAAAGAAAUUAGAAUUAGGUGGCAAUAAGAUAUUUUAGAUUGAUGGCAUAUCUAAUUUAAUUAAUCUUAUGUAAUUGUCUCUUGAAGAUAAUGCAAUUCUUAAUCUUAAAGAUUUUCCAGACUUAAAAAGUUUAAUGGAAAUUUAUUUAGGAAAUAAUAAUAUAACAAAUUAAAAAGAAGUUAAUAACAUUAAACAUUUAUAAAAACUUAUCAUCUUAGAUUUAUCAGGCAAUCCUUUUGCUAGAGAUACUAAUUAUAGAUCUUAUGUACUUUAUAUUAUUCCAAAAUUAAAAGUCUUAGAUGGAAUUUCCAUAGAAGCUUCUGAAUAAUAGAUGGCUAAAAAUCUAUAUACUGGUCGUUUAACUGAAGAGAUACUCUUCUCUAGACUUUAAGGUCAGUCUGCCAAUAAAAUAACAGAACUUUGUUUACAAAAUUGUGAAUUAAGAGAUUUUGAUGAUGUUUUUAAUGUUUAAUCUUUUCCAUAGUUAGUAGAAUUAGAUCUAAGUUAAAAUCUAUUUACAUCAACAAAAAUGCUAGGAUUCUUACCUCAAUUAAAAAUAUUAAUAUUAGCAUCUAAUAAGAUUGAAACUUUAUUAUGCCCUACUGAUAUUAAUUAAAAAAAAGGAUUAAAUGGAUGUUAGUAAUUGUAGAUUUUAGAUGUUUCAUAGAAUUGUUUGAAAGAAUUUAAUGGAUUGCAAUAUUGUUUAUUAAAAGAUUUAAAAAUUAUGAAAUGUGAAAAAAAUGAAAUUAUUCGAGUUGACUUUUUGGAAAAUCUAAAAUAAUUAAAAGAAUUAGAUUUAAAUUAAAAUAAGGUUAGAUAAUUUGAUCCAUAGUCAUUUAUUGGAUAAAACCCAAUUAAAUGUUUAAAAAUAGAUGGCAAUGGAUUAAAGAAUUUUCAGAAUAUUUAAAAGCUAUUUAAAUUACUUGUAUAGAUUUAUUUAAAUUUAAGCAUCUGUUUGCUAAUUCAAAUAGAAUAAAUGAUUUGCCAGACAUAGAACAUUUAGUUGCUCUAACAUAACUCAAAGAAUUAGAACUUGUAGGAAAUUCUUUAAGUAGACGACCAGGGUAUAGAUAAAUGGUUUUAAGAAAGUUGCCCACUGUUUUAUAUCUCGAUGGCAGAGUAAAAAAAAAGAUUAAUAUAAAUAUAAUAGGAAGUAACAUAAGAGGAAAGAGAAAGAUUAGAACUUGUAGAUAGACAGACUGUACUACCGUAAAUGUAGAUUUAAUAGUAACCUAAUACUAAAGUACCAGUUAAAUUAAGUUCAAUCAACUUUGAUGGAAUCUUCAGUAAAUGA